UCAUGCUAAGCAUCAAGACGACUUUCUAGAUGACACUAAAGAUGGACUCUUCUCCAGGCUUGCUGGCUGCGAUACUUCUCAUACUCGGAAGGACCCAUGGAGACUCUGUGACUCAGACUGAAGGCCAGGUGACCAUCUCAGAAAGCAAAUCCUUGACAAUUAAUUGCACGUAUUCAGCUACAAGCAUAGCUUACCCUGCUCUUUCCUGGUAUGUUCAAUAUCCUGGAGAAGGUCUACAACUCCUCCUCAAAGUCAUUACGGCUGGCGAGAAGGGAAGCAGCAGAGGGUUUGAAGCUACCUAUGAUAAAGGGACCACCUCCUUACACUUGCGGAAAGCCUCGGUGCAGGAGUCAGACUCGGCCGUGUACUACUGUGCUCUGGGUGACACAGUGACAGAAACCACAGGGGAAGCUGAGCACAAACCGAGAGGGGUGGCUGGCCAGACCCAAGUGGAGCAGAGUCCCCAGUCCCUGGUUGUCCGUCAGGGAGAGAGCUGUGUCCUGCAAUGCAGCUACACUGUGAUCCCCUUCAACAACUUAAGGUGGUACAAACAAGACACAGGCAGGGGUCCUGUGUUCCUGACAGCCCUGACUCACAAAGAAGACAAGACAUCAAAUGGGAGAUACUCAGCCUCUCUGGAUGAAGAUGCUAAGCACAGCACCCUGAACAUCACAGCUUCCCUGCUGGAUGACACUGCCACCUACCUCUGUGUGGUGGGCGCACCGUGCUCCCCAGACACUCACAGCCAGUACUGA
Apodemus sylvaticus (European woodmouse) is the source of this 755-nucleotide messenger RNA. RefSeq lists its product as uncharacterized. The record is from RefSeq and is a predicted model, not a curated record. Bases 30 to 755 code for a protein of 241 amino acids. Lineage: Eukaryota; Metazoa; Chordata; Mammalia; Rodentia; Muridae. The transcript is spliced from 3 exons.